UCCAAUCUAAAACCCAUAGCUUGAAAUACAAGAGAGAACAAGAAGUAUUUGUUUUCAGAGAAAGUGAUAGCAAAAAUGGUGACUACUGAGGUACCAAUUCUCUCUAGAAUUGAUCGUUUGGAUAACAUGUUGAGGCAAUUAGAGAAAAUUAGAGGGUACGACCGAUCUCCAAAGAGCUCGUGUGCAUCCACUCCAACAAGUGGAAGUGAUGGACGUGUUUCAUCCGUUGAUUUCUCCCCAAAGAGUUUGGAGAAGCACUGCCGUCCGAUCGAGAUUGUCAUAAUGGAAACCGAAGUCAAAGGAACGUUGAUUGAGAGGCUCAAUCAAGUUGAGGAUCGGAUGCUAAAGCUAGAGGAAGAUUGGAUGGCAGAAAGGAAGAAAGAAGAGGAGAAGAAAAUUGUUAAGAGGCCAAAAAAGGGUUUGAAACAACUUGUGAAGGAAUGUGUGAUCAAAUCAAGAAGAGAAAAUGAUAAGGAAUAAGAAGAAGCAUGAAUUAAUGAAUUAUGAGUAUGUGUAUGUGUAUGACCACUAUAAUUUGUAUAGUGUUUACUCUAGUGAACGAACAUUUUCAGAUACGGUUUAACGUUUUAUUAAUUUUUUUUUUUUGUCUUGGCAAUGCAAUGAAAUUC
This is a messenger RNA of Trifolium pratense (red clover), 629 nucleotides long. RefSeq lists its product as uncharacterized. Lineage: Eukaryota; Viridiplantae; Streptophyta; Magnoliopsida; Fabales; Fabaceae. The record is from RefSeq and is a predicted model, not a curated record. The transcript has 3 exons. Bases 76 to 480 code for a protein of 134 amino acids.